Molecule: messenger RNA, 6892 nt
Organism: Anguilla anguilla (European eel)
Lineage: Eukaryota; Metazoa; Chordata; Actinopteri; Anguilliformes; Anguillidae
Product: la-related protein 4B-like
Exons: 17
Coding region: 590-2785 (731 amino acids)
Biological process (GO): positive regulation of translation
Cellular component (GO): cytoplasmic stress granule; cytosol
Molecular function (GO): mRNA 3'-UTR binding
Source: RefSeq, a predicted model, not a curated record
GCUUGGUUGCUCUUUUGGGAGGCGGGAGUUCCUGGAUUCCUUGGUGCGAGUGUGCGGUGAUGAUCGGUGCACUCUGAAUGAGCGCCUAUCCCCUCUCCGCUGCUACCAGCCAAAGUACAAGAUUCAGAAACUGGAGAAGAGAAGGGAGUUGGACGAUCCGCGUUUUCUGCUUCCCAACUGCAUCAAUAUCCGACGGGAGGAACGAGAAUUCGAAGAAUAACAGACCCCUAGCAAGGAAGCUAGCUAACCGGCUAAGGCGAUUUUUUAAUUUUAUCCCCAGGAGAUUUAAGUUUAAACUUCAAAUAUAAAUGGUCGAUUCUCGUAACUCGGAAAUAUUUGGUUUGAGGAAUAACGAAGCUUUCUUCAUAUUAGGCUAGGACAUCGUUGCGGUUUAUUUACGUUAUUUGAACGAUAGCUAACGUUAUUGGCAAAUAAAUGUGUAGCUUUGCUAGCUAGCUAGUUAGACAGCUGAAUUGAAGUGCAGUCUGAAAUCGACGCGGCCCACAACGGUCACCACCAGCGCCGUACGGUCGACAGCCUUUCUCUGAGACGGAGACUUCUCCCUGAGGAGGCAGAGCGCAGACGGCUCAUGACUUCUGACCGGGACGCGAAGGUCGUAGCUGAACCGCAGGUGCAGCAAGUACAAGAAGCAAAAGAGAGCUCUCACCUGGACGCAACCAAGGUUUCAGAACUGAACCCAAACGCCAAAGUAUGGGCCAAUCGCAUGCUUAAUCUGAACCCUGCCGAGACCACAGAGUCCAGUGUCCUCAAAACAUGGGGGGAGGGCCCAGACAGCUCCGUAGACCUCUGUCCAGAAGGAUGCAACGCCAAAGAUGAUGGAGAGGGGAGGAGGGAGGAGCCGCUGUCUCCUGCCCCGGAUCAGCCACCCCCAGCAGUGUCCACAGAGCCACCAGAUGUGAGCGCCACUGCCCACGAGUGUUUGGACACCGCCUACGUAGUCAUGGACACCCCACCUGGAUCAGAGUCUGGUCAGACGGGUGGAGGAGACUCGCAACCCCCUGACCUACAGGAGGACCUUCGGGAACACCUGAAAACGACCCUGGAGUUUUGCCUGUCCCGGGAAAAUCUUGCCAGCGACAUGUACCUCAUCUCUCAGAUGGACAGCGACCAGUACGUGCCAAUCACCACGGUGGCGAACCUGGACCACGUCAAAAAACUCAGCACUGACAUGGACUUAAUCGUGAACGUCUUAAGGUCGUUGCCUUUGGUACAAGUGGAUGAAAAGGGUGAGAAGGUGAGACCGAACCAGAACCGCUGCAUCGUCAUCCUGAGAGAAGUUCCAGAGUCCACUCCCAUAGAGGAGGUGGAAGCUCUCUUCAAAGGAGAGAACCUGCCCAAAUUCAUCAACUGUGAGUUUGCUUACAAUGACAACUGGUUCAUCACAUUUGAGUCUGAAGCAGAUGCACAGCAGGCCUACCGAUAUCUCAGAGAAGAAGUGAAAACGUUUCAAGGGAAAUCUAUCAAGGCCAGGAUAAAAGCAAAGGCAAUCGCCAUCAACACUUUCCUGCCAAAGAACGGGUACCGGCAGGCGGAUAUGAACGCCAGCAUAAACGCGACGGCCCAGCAGCGCUACACAUCGUUCUACAUGCCCCCCGUGUACAGUGCCCAGCAGCAGUACCCCCUCUACAGCCUCAUCAGCCCCCACACCUGGACCACCACGCAUAGCUUCUUGGACCCAGCUCUGGUAACUGCAUUUCCCAGUGCUGGAUUCAUAAACGGGUUUCCCUCGUCUCCUGGUUUUAAGCCUGCCACAUCUCCUCUGACCAUCCGGCAGUACUCCGCCAGGAACAGGAACCACAGUAAGACUCCCCUGCAGCCCACUUUACCUAAUGUGGACCGCAGCUCUGGGCUUCUGGAAAGCCCCGCCAUCUUCAACUUCCCAGAACGUGUUCUGAAUGGGGUGCGUGGCCCCCAGACCCGGCCCCCAGGCCAGAGCAGGACAAGGUUACCCAACACAAUGGCUUACACCAGGCGGGACAGUGGGACGACAGGACGGUUGGAGCCAAUCAAUGCUGACUUCUCACCUACCAUGGGCAGGGGAAGGAAAAACAUUUAUGGGUAUAGAAAGAAGAGGGAGGACAAGUUUACAAGGGCGCCCGUGCAGUCGCCCCCCCCUCCUCCCACCCAGAAGCCCCCCUCUCCGAGCUUCGAACUGGGCCUGUCCAGCUUCCCCCCUCUGCCUGGCGCUGCUGGCCAGCUCAAGACCGAUGACAUUAGCGAGAGCCGGCUGUCCAGCAUCGUCGUAGGAACCGCGAAGGACAAGGGAGCUGGGAAUGUGAACUUGGACCCCAGCACCAACUGCGCUCCUUCAGGGAUCCCCAAAGAGCCGCCCCCGACUGUUACCACCCCAGCCCUCCACCGACUAGAGGGCCCCUCCUCUCCACCCUGCUCCCCUGAGGAGCCGAAGGUCCCAGCAGAGGCCAAUCGGAAGGAGACUCAGCCCCCUAUGGAGCGAAUACCUGCAGCCGUCGUCGCCACCAGUAAACCAGUCCAGGUCAACGGGGCACCUGUGGAGGUUCGGAAACCCAGCUACGCAGAGAUCUGCCAGAGGCUCGGUAAGGACGGGCCUGUGGUGCAGCCGGCAAGAGACGCCAGGCCGACUGCUGCCGCACCGACCGAUACCCCAGCCGGAGAGAGGGCGGAGCCCAAGUACCCAGGCUGGCCCAGGGAAUCCAAGAGACCGGCGGGGGCGGGGCGGCGGACCUCCCCGCCCCCCGACCGUCCUAACAGUGACCUGGGCACCCACCCCAAAUCUCCACGAUAACCUGCGAGGCUGCGUGAAACCCAGAGAAUGUGAGGGCUAAUCGACACACCCCACCCACCCCACCCCAAGGUCAACCUCGUCAGCACAGAGGGCACCGCCCAGGAUACAGCCUUGCAAAACAAGAGCACUUUUAGCAUGUAGAGCACAGUCAUUAUUUUACUUAUUUAUUUAAGGCCCCCCUCUUUUUGGCUUCAUUUAGUGUUAUCUGGAGCUUUCUCUGGUUGUGGUAGCAGUGGUAUGUAUGAAUCAACUGGUCCACUGGCUGAGGAAAACCCCCUCCAGAAACAGCUAAGCCAGAAGUAGAGCUCACAGAGUUAACAAAGCACACUUGCUGGGAAUGGAAUUGGAUCAACCCCUCAUUUUUAUUUUAUUUUAAUUGUUUUGUUUUGAGUUGCUCUUUGAAACAGGCUGUUGAUUAUUCCUGAGAAGGCCAUAUGUUUUACUUCAGAUUUUGUAUUAAAAUUCAAAUCGUGGAGCCAAGCUGGCUGACAUGAUUGAAAGGUUUUUUGCCCCCCCCCACCGCUUUCCUUGUUACACAAGUCUUGACCGGCUGUAGAACCUAUGGCCAUCCGUAAGUGACCAGCACAUGAUGUAUAUUUUCAUGAGGCAGGUGGAAGGUGGGGGCCGGCAGCAUCAGAGGAAGACCUCUAUGUAUACCACAGCAAAUCCCAAAUCUUGCCCUGCACAGCGAUGAUUGACUGCUACUUGGUAUCCACAUCUAAAGGCAAAGCCAGGAUGAAGAGGUAUCUGGAAGAGCCUGUCUGGAGUGUUUUUUGUUAAUCUGGUACUCUCAGGCCACUUGAAGCAUGGAAUCUACAUGGGACGACACUGGCACCUUUAGGUUCACAAAGCACUGUAAUGAAAUUGAAUCCCUGAAAUGAAUCUAUAUAGUGAAGUUAAAGGGAACCAAACUUGUGGACCGUGCCAGUUUUAACCUUUUUUUUUUUUUGUUGCAUGCUACAGGUGAUUGGUAUUGGCCGGAGUCCAAUAUCUACCCUGUUUACCUGUGUGUAUAUGGCUCCCUUCAGCUUUAAGAUCUAGUACUGGCCACCUCUCGCACCACACUUUAGGAUUUACCCCUCAGGAGUAUUAAAUAUGCUGUCUGGUGACUGUAAAGGGUUGGAAUGAUUGUUGUGGCUGCUUAGACUGUGUGGACGUUUUCAGAUCUGGAUCCAGCCAAAGGGUCAGUUGGAAGUCAAUUCCGGAAUCAUGUCCACAUCCUGAAGUGUCGUCGUUGCAGUUUUUGGCUGGAGGAGCUUUCACGUUCUUUGUCAUUCAUCCUUAAUUUGAUUGCUGAAGAAGACUGAGUGAUCCAUCUUGUCUUGUAGGCGAACUGCCUCCUGUUGCACUGCUUUGGUUCAACCUCAAUGGGGCACUUUUUUUUUUUUCUUCGUAGUGCACAUUUACAGGCAUGUAGUUAGAAUGCCAACAGUGUGUAAGAUAUGAGGUCUUUCUCAAAGCCGUAUGAAAACCUCUGUGUGCAGGAGAAAGGUUUGGUUCAAGUAAUCGGCUCCAAGUGCUUACUUGCCAGCGCAGUCACCUUGUGCGGUUGGCUCAAGUGUGCUGUCGUGCACAGACGUUUCUUUUUUUAAUUGGUGGCAUGGGGCAUUGCUCAAAGGUGUAAGACAUUAAGUGAGAUGGGUUUCUUCCAGAAGGGUGGGGGUCCUUCCUCCCUUCAGUAGUUCUGAUAAUGUUGGGUGUCGGUACGGCUGAAUGGUGGAGUCUGAACCUUCCCUUUGCUUUGCAUUUCAGGUUAGUCUCUGCUCUUCCUUCUGCCUGUAGUUAUCCAGGUCUCCCUCACUCACUCUGAAUUAAUAGUGAGCCCUGGUUCCAUGGACUAUUUGGCUAAGUGCCUAGAUUGCAAGAACGGAUUCCCUUCUGUAACAUCGAAUCGGGGCAGAUAUUUUGUUCUCCAAGCGUUACACGAUUGAUCUCAUUUUUCUUUUGGAAUAAUUUAAGGAUUGAAAAGUACUGCAGUGCACUUGGUUUGGCAGUCUGAUUCAAAUACUGAUUUUAUUUGAACCCUCCCUCCAUAAUGGUGUUAUCUGAACCAUGCACUGCAUGAGCUCAAUAAAAAAUGCUGUUUAUUCCAAAAAAAAAAGGUAUUAUUUAAACAAGCGUUUUUUUUGUUUUUUUGUUUUUUUGUUUUUUUGUUUAGUUUUUUUAAAAAACCUCUAUGGAUAUACAAAUACAUCAUUUUCAUCCAGCAUUUGAAAACUUGAAUUUUAUUUAAACUUGAAAAUGACUUUGCCUUAACUUUUAUAUAAGACCGCUUAGUUUUUUGCUUUUCAACUCCCAAAAGGGUUACCAAGAGUGACAUAGUACACAUGGGCAUGUCUACUGUCACUGGUCUUACUUGGUCUAAAAAAAAAAGUACAAGUAUAGCAGAAAAUGACGUUUUUGUAAUAUAAUACAAGAAAAGCUUUUGACUUUUUGUUUUCACUUUUGUUUUAGUUUGUUUUGGGGAAAAACAAUUCCUGUAAAUGCAAAUAGUCAAUACUGUAUUAAAUAUGUGCACUUGGAAGUGUGUGCUUUUGCUUGUACAGUUGUAAAUAAUCAGAAAAAAAUAUAAGAGAUACCUUAAAAUGAACUAAAAAAAUAUUGAUCUCAUUGAAAAUAAAUAUUAAUGUUGCUGUUGAGCUGGAUGUAGAUUAAAACCUAAAUGUUGUGGUUUGAUUUUCUUUAUUUGGUGUGUUGAGUAGUCUACCAUUACAUUGUGAUGUGCGCAACAGGAGGUUUGAUUGUAAUUUUAAAACGUGUUAAUGUCUCAUUCCAUUGUAAUAUCAGAACGCAAGAUCUGGCUCGUGGUGGCAGAUGGCUCAGUGGAUAAAUUUUUCGAUUAAACUGUCCUAAGGUUUACCUUAAAUUCCCAUAAAAUAUUUACUUUCGGUCUUAACAGAAAACAGACGUUCUACUUUACUCUCAAUUUAGCGUGGUUAAAAAUAAAAGGGAAAAAGGUCAUUCCCACAAAAUUUAUUGUGAACUAUAAGUAUGUUGAUCACUUUUAAUCCACGUCAGCGUGAACACUUGUUUCAGAAUGGAAAUGGUUUUCUGAUUGUCUGCAUUACGUACAACUUUUAAUUUCACUUGGGACUUAACGCAGCUUCGCAGUAAAGAUGGACAACUGCUUUCCAUCUUAGCAUUUGCAAUUUGGCAGUUGACAUAACCAGUUCAACAGUAACUACAUUGUUGUCAGUUAUGGCAGGCAAUGGCUACAGUCGGGUUCAAAUUCCUUACAUGCAGGUCAUCAACCGGUAUGUUUUCCUUGGUUUAUCAAGUCAGAAUUUGCUGUUGUGUUGAAUGUUUAUGUAUGCCAAUCUGUUGUCCUGAAAGUGUCAGUACAGGAAGUAUGGAUUUUAAUACUUUUUGCAUUCAAAUCAUGCUUCACACUUGGUUGGUGUCUGUAGGGUUAAUUAAUCUCACGGGAAAACAAAAAUAAAGCUAACAAAUAAAUAUAGUUUUCAAAACGACAUGAACAAUGAUUCAUUUAUGAAAGAUAUCAUUGUCAUAAGAUAUUGCUAAAAAGUAAAAUGGACUGUAGGAAGGAGGUGGGAAUAGUUUGGCCGAACGAUGCUACUUAAGUCUGAAAGGGUUGUUUCCCAAUAAAGCAUUGUGCUAUAUGCCUUUUUUUUUCUUUUAUUGACGGUUCUAUUUUACGUCCAUUAUCUGUUUACCACAUAUCAAGCGAAUCUCCACCAUCCCGGUUAAUUUGCCUGGUCCAAUUAUUUGAUAAGUUGGCACCACCAUGCAUUUUCGUGGGGGUAAGCUCGUAAAUUUACCAUGAUUAAGAAAGUUACGCUGUGUUAAAAUUCACCAGCGGAAUGUACUGAUGCGUAGCCUACCGGACUGUCUGUACCAAGAUACUGUAUUUUAAAGUUGUUUUUAACUGUAACGUCACACUUACUGCAGUGGACAAUUGGCAAUUCCCGUUAACUGCAGUAACCGUUGUUGAUGAAUGUCUUAACCAGGGCUUUUUUUUCAUCAAGACUGGAAUCAAGAGUACAUGUCAGCUAUUAAUAAUUUACGUUUCUCUUGUGUCGGGAUGUAAACAGUCUACUUUGGAAAAACAUGUAGCUUACUGAAAGAAAUAAAGAUUUAGGCACUGUU